Molecule: messenger RNA, 630 nt
Organism: Melampsora larici-populina 98AG31
Lineage: Eukaryota; Fungi; Basidiomycota; Pucciniomycetes; Pucciniales; Melampsoraceae
Exons: 1
Coding region: 1-630 (209 amino acids)
Source: RefSeq, a predicted model, not a curated record
AUGAUAGCUGUUAUUCUCGCAUUACUUGUCAGUCUCGCUUGCCGUGUCAAUUGUAACCUUACAGGAUUUUCAGACGCGGCAGCCUCGUCGUAUGUGCCCGCUGCGACGGACUCGAGGGGAUUCAAUUCUGGAGUGGCUUCGGCAAUUAAAUGGAGUCCUGGUACAGAGGGAUUGCACCGAAGAAUCGAAGAAGGAACAGCAUGUGAGCUGGAAUACAAUAAAAGGGAAGGGGAGAUGACUGUGAGAAGAACCAUCCGUGGUCGACAGGAAAAGCAAGAAGCAGUCAUGAUAGCACCUUCACAACCUCGUAUGCAGCGUACGGUGUACAGUGAGGACGAAAUGCGCCGUAUAGCACAGGGAGUGGGUGGUCUGCUGAACGGCAAAAACUCUAACGAUUCUACGGCGGGCGGUUUGGUCCCAACUGAUGAAUCAGAUCAGGGUGUCUUUGGGUAUUGUGGACAGAUCAAGGUCUAUGAUUCAGAAAAUCCUGACCAGCUUCUUUUACAAAAUUGUUCUUGCGAAGCCAGUAAGGCUCUAAAGAUCAGAUGCCACUGCGACGGAUGUUCUUCGCUUUUCUGUGUAAUCUCAGGGGCAAUUGCUGUUUGUUGGAUAUUUGCACCCGCUGGUUGA